AGUGUUCUGUGGGUGGUGUAAUCUAAAUAUUGAACGAUAAGUUUCCAAGAAAUCAAGUUUGUAUUUGCUCAAACAUUAUAUUUUAAAACUGUGACCGAUUUCUAAUGUUACUGAAAUAAUGGAUAAAAUACCUCGAACUCAUGAAGCUAUUGAAGCUCAGAUAAGGGAGAUACAACAAAAAAAGAAUGAAUUACCAGAAAAUGGUACAGGAAAAGGAGUUUCACUGGGUGAAACUUACUAUGACAGUGACAUUUAUGAUAAUGCUGGACAUGGUGGAAAAUCAAGAUAUGAUGGUUAUGUGACAUCUAUAGCAGCCAAUGAUGAAGUUGAAGAUGAAGAUGUGGAAAAUGUACCAGUCUCACAAAAAAGACCAGGAUAUACUGCACCAGCAUCCUUACUCAAUGAUAUAGCACAGAGUGACAAAGACUAUGACCCAUUUGCAGAUAAAAGAAGACCUACAAUUGCAGAUAGAGAAGAUGAGUACCGUCAGAAGAGGCGUAGGAUGAUUAUAUCACCAGAGCGAAAUGAUCCGUUUGCAGAAGGUGGUAAAACACCUGAUGUUGGAUCAAGGACCUAUACAGAAAUUAUGAAAGAACAGUAUUUGCGUGCUGAAGAGACAGAAGUAAGUAAAUUGUUACUACUUUCACCUUUAAAAAUUAUUAUUAUUUGGGAGCAGGGAUUGAAAACUGGUUCCAAAUUCUGUUCUACAAUAAGGUUCCAUAAAGUUUCCUUUUGCUACGGUUCUCGUUCUGGUUAAGGUUUAAGUUACUUUAAGGAAAACUCGGCUUUGAAACCAUCACCAUUUUUAAAAUCAAUUUUACAAAUUUAACCAGUUUUAUUUGGAUCCAAAAAAAAACCAUGAUGCAGCAAAAGUUUUAGUCUAGCCGAAACUGCGAUUAGAAACACGAUGUGUUGCAUUUUACUCAAAAAAUAAUAAUCUGAAGCUACAUUUUUCCUGAUUAAUUUUUAGUUUCAUUCAAAAUGAUAAUAAACAUUGAUUAUAUAAGUCAUAAAAUAUAUUAAAACAUGCUCUUUAAUAUGCAAUUCUGCCAUUUCUUUUGUAAAUUAAAACAUAUUAUUUUUACAAAUCAAAAUGAAAAUGAAUAGAAUAGAAUAAACCUCAUACGGUACCUUGAGGAUCACCAGCUGAUUAGUGACCGCCAGUACGGUUUUCGUCGGGGUCGAUCAGCUGGUGAUCUUCUGGUCUACUUAACUCAUAGAUGGGCGUUGGCAGUAGAGUCCAAGGAGGAGGCAUUGGCCGUUAGUUUGGACAUUGCGAAGGCCUUCGAUCGGGUUUGGCACAAAGCGCUUCUUUCGAAGCUCCCUUCCUAUGGGCUUCCCGAGAAAUUAUGCAAUUGGAUCACCAGCUUUCUUGCAGAUCGGAGCAUCAAGGUCGUUGUAGACGGUGCAUGCUCCGACUACAAGCCUAUUAACGCUGGUGUUCCACAAGGCUGCGUGCUAUCACCAACGCUGUUUCUUCUGCAUAUCAAUGAUAUGUUGCAAGCCGGUAGCAUUCAUUGCUAUGCGGAUGACAGCACUGGUGAUGCUCUCUACACCGGCCGUGCCAAUAUUUCUCGGGAAAACGUCACCGAGUACCGGAACAAACUUGUGUCUGAAGUCGAGUCUUUGCUGGACAAAGUCUCGGAUUGGGGGCGACUAAAUCUAGUCCAGUUUAAUCCUCAGAAGACACAAGUUUGCGCGUUUACCGCUAAAAAGAACCCCACUGUCGUAUCUCCUCAGUUUCAAGGUACUCCCCUUGUUGCCUCAGCCAGUAUCGGAAUCCUUGGCGUCGACAUAUCGAGUAGCGUGCAGUCUCGUGGUCACUUGGAAGAAAAGGCCAAAUUGGCCUCUAAAAAGCUUGGCGUGCUCAGCAGAGCGGGACAGUAUUUCAUGCCGGCUCAACGCCUGCAACUUUACAAGGCGCAGGUUCGGCCUCACAUGGAAUACUGUUCCCAUCUCUGGUCUGGGGCUCCCCAGUGCCAGCUUCUUCCACUUGACCGCAUCCAGCGCAGAGCGGCUCGAAUCGUCGACGACCGAGUCCUUUCCGAUCGGCUAAUCAGAAAAUGCUAAGAGAUGUUGCAUCUCUUAGCAUUUUCUUUCGCAUUUAUCAUGGGGAGUGCUCUGAGGAAUUGUUCGGAUUAAUCCCAGCCGCCAAAUUUCACGAACGCACAUCGCGGCAGAACUCCCGAUACCAUCCACACCAUCUGGAUGAUUGGCGGUCCACCACUGUGCGAUUUAGAAGAUGUUUUCUUCCUCGCACAACUUCCUUGUGGAAUAGUUUACCACCAGCGAUUUUUCCGGACCGAUACGACUUAGGGACCUUCAAGAAAAGAGCCUACUCCUUUUUAAAAGGCCGGCAACGCAUCUGCAAUUCCCCUGGUGUUGCGGUUGUUCAUGGGCGGCGGUAGUCACUUACCAUCAGGUGAGCCGCAUGCUCGUUUGCCCCCUCUCCUAU
Molecule: messenger RNA, 2455 nt
Organism: Parnassius mnemosyne (clouded apollo)
Lineage: Eukaryota; Metazoa; Arthropoda; Insecta; Lepidoptera; Papilionidae
Source: the annotation of a GenBank genome assembly